AUGACAACGACGCUCUCGGGCACGGAAUUCCGUCACAUUCGCAACAAAGACGCCGAGAAACAGGCUCAGACGCCCGAAUUGAUCGAGCGCGUGAGCGAAUCGCUCGGAAAGGCCGUCGACGCGCUGUUCCGCAAGCAGCACGAGGACGGCCACUGGAUCGCGGAAUUCGAGGGGGAUUCGAUCCUCUCCUCCGAGUACCUGCUCAUGAAGGUGAUCCUCGCGCAGGACGAGGCGCCGGAGGCGAGUGAGACGGAUUUGCGCCGCUUCGCGAAGCUCUGCGAGCACAUGCGCAUCCACCAGCGCGCCGACGGGACGUGGGGCCAGUACCCCGGCUCGCCGCCGGACAUCAGCGCGACGGUGAAGGCGUAUUUCGCGCUCAAGCUCUUCGGCGACGACCGCGACGCGCCGCACAUGGCGCGCGCGCGGGAGGCGAUCCUCGGGCUGGGCGGCGCGGAGAAGAUUAACACGUUCUCGAUGUUCUACCUCGCGUGCCUCGGGCAGGUGACGUGGAACGCCGUGCCCUGCAUCCCGCCGGAGGUGGUGUUCCUCCCGCGCUGGUCGCCCUUCCACUUGGACAAGGUGAGCGCGUGGACGCGGACGAUGAUCCUCCCCCUCGCCAUCUGCAGCGCGACCCGCCCGACGCGUCGGCUGCCGUCGAACCGCGGCAUCGGCGAGCUGUUCGUCGACCAGGCGAACCGCGACCGGCUCAACCAGGAGCGCGUGCCGAACGACCCGGCGCACUGGACCAACAUUUUUCUGACGAUCGAUUCCGCGCUGAAGAAGCUGCAGGACCUCAAGAUCACGCCCAUGCGCAGCGCGUCGCUGAAGCGCGCCGAAUCGUGGCUCCUCGAGCGCCUGAGCGGCGACACGACGGACGGGCUCGGCGCGAUCUUCCCGCCGAUGGUCUACAUCCAGGUCGCGUUCAAGGCGCUGGGCUACGAGCGCACGCACCCGGUCAUUCAACUCGCGGAGAAGGAGCUGGACCGCUUCUUCGUGGAGAAAGAGGACCACGCCCGCAUCCAGCCGUGCUUCAGUCCCGUCUGGGACACCGGCACGGCGCUGUACGCGAUCACGGAGGCGGGGCUCAACGUCACGAACGAUCCGCGCAUCGCCAACACCUGCGCCUGGCUCAUGGACCGCGAGGUGAAGAUCAACGCGGACUGGCACAACAACCUGCGACCUGAGCAUAAGAACAUCUCCGUCGGCCCGGGCGGCAACGCCGCGGCCUGGGCGUUCGAGUACCAGAACGACUGGUACCCGGACGUGGACGACUCGGCGAUGGUGCUCAUGGCGCUGAAGCGCGCGACGAUCGGCGCGGGGGACACGCCCACCGCCCGGCGCGUGAGCCGCGCCGCGGAGCGCGGGCUGCGCUGGAUCCUGGCGAUGCAGAACGACGACGGCGGCUGGGCGGCGUUCGACCGCACGACCGACCGCCCGUGGAUGGAGUGCGUCCCCUUCGCGGACCACAACGCCAUGCAGGACCCGAGCUGCGCGGACAUCACGGGGCGGACGAUCGAGUCGCUCAUCACCAACGGCCUCACGCCGAAUCAUGAGUCCGUGCGCAAAGCGCUGGACUACCUCCGCAACGAGCAGCGCCCCGAGGGGUGCUGGUGGGGGCGGUGGGGCGUGAACUUCAUCUACGGGACGUGGCAGGCCGUUGGCGGCCUCGCCGCGGCCGGCGAGGACACGUCCCAGCCGUACCUCAAGAAGACGCUCGAGUGGCUCCGCUCGAUCCAGAACGAGGACGGCGGCUUCGGCGAGUCGGCGAACUCGUACCUCGACGAGUCGCUCAUGGGCCGCGGGCCAUCGACGCCCUCGCAGACGGCGUGGGCGGUGAUCACGCUCAUGAACCUUCUCGGCGCGAAGGACGCGGGCGUCGAGCGGGCGAUCGAGUACCUGGUGCGCGAGCAGCUCACCGAGGACACGCCCGCGGAGUACCCGGUCCACCCGAUCGACGAGCCCGCCGGCUCGUGGCGCGAGGCGGAGUUCACGGGUACGGGCUUCCCCAAGGUGUUCUACAUCCGCUACCACCUGUACCGGCACUACUUCCCGAUGAUGGCGCUGGCGCGCUACGCGAAGCUGGCCGGCGGUGGGGAUCGGGUUGACGGCGUGCGCGGGCGCGGGGUGCUCGUGGACGGAGGGCGGUGUGUGCGGGUUUCGGGGAGUGAUGGUCGGCGUCGCGGAACGCCGGGCGGUGUCGGUGCCGACGGAGGCGCAGGCGCUGGUGGAAGUGAUCGAGUUCAGCCAAGGAGACGAACGAUGAGACGAAUCGGGAUGGGUGUGGCGGCGUGCGCGGUGGCGAUGGGCGGGUGCUCGGAUCGGCUGUUGCGCGAGACGGUCUUCGCGAACACGGGGACGAUGGUGGGCGUGUCGAUCGGGCAGUCGGCGACGACGGGGGCAUACGAGCUCAACGCGGGGUUUGCGCGCCACGAGCUCUUCCUCGUGCCGACGGACAAGACGAUCGCGUACGACGAGUCCGCGGGGACGGAGUCCCACGCGUCCGCCGGCGCGGAGAAGACGGCGAACGUCAUCGGCGAGAUCCAGGUCGGCGGCGCGGGGCGCGGCCCGGGCGGACGCGUCGAGACGUACCAGCGACUCGCGGUCGGGGACCUCGCGGUCCGCUCCGGCGCGGCGGUCGCGCUGAUGGCGCGCGACGCCUCGACCGCGGCCGUCGUCACCGGCACGCGGGCGGCGUUCGUGAAACGCAUCGGCGAGCUGGGUCGCGAGCUGGCGGGGUCGAGUGUGAGCGUUGACGGCGAGGUGAUGGCGUGGGGUGAGGCGCGGGAGGCGAUCGCGAUGUCCCUCGGCUUCGGCAGCUACGCGACGCUCGUGAACAAGGGGAACGAGGUGGCGCUGUCGGAUUUCAUCGAGGUCGCCGAGUCGGCGAAGAUGAAGGCGGAGACGCUCGCGAAGGAACUCCGGAUCCCCGCGCCGCCGGAUGAGCGGGUGGUGCGGCUGGAGGUGCGGUCGGGGGAUGAGUCGAUCGUGAUCGAGGGGGCGGGAGCGAUCGUGGAGCGGGCGCCGGGGAAGCUGAAUCUGGCGCUCGCCGUUGACCGGGCGCUGCCCGAUGAUCACGCCUACGCGGGGUACCACCCGAUCGCCUCGUGGAUGGCGCCCAUCGCGCUCGCGGACGAGCUGCUGCUCACGCGCCUGGACGAAGGGAGCCUGUCGCGCUACGCGAUCCUGUGGCACCCCGACGCGGCGCGGACGAGCCCGAUCGACUGGUCCAUCACGAAGGACCUCGCGGUGCGCGCGCACCUGGCGCUGCAGGAAACCGUCGGGCGUGAGCUGCCCGUGCAGCUCAAGCUCGAGAAGCGGAUCCCCGUCGGCGGCGGGCUCGGGGGCGGCUCGAGCGACGCGGCCUCCAUGCUGCUCGGGCUCCGCGAGCUGUUCGGGCUGGAGGUCGACGACGAGACGCUCUCGGGCAUCGCGAUCUCGCUCGGCUCGGACGUGCCGUACUUCCUGCGUGGCGGCUCGUGCGUGAUCGAGAACCUGGGCGAGGCGGUGAGCGCGGCGCCGACGCCCGACGGAUGGGCGGUGCUCGUCGCGCCGGGGUUCGGCUGCGCGACGGGGCGCGUGUACGGCGCGUUCGACGAGGAGCCGCCCGAGACCUUCCGCGCGGACGACGUGCGGGCGCUCGCGGAAGCGGGGGCGGCGCACGGGGCGGACCUCUUUAACGACCUCGAAGCGCCCGCGGUGCGCGUCGAGCCCCGUCUGGGCGAGCUGAUCGAAUCGUUGCGUGAUGCCACGGGCGAGCCGUUCCGCGUCACGGGGAGCGGGUCGACGCUCUUCGCGAUCGCGCCGGACGACCUCGCCGCGCACGCCCUGGCGGACGAAGCGCGGGCGGUGGACGGCGAUUCGGCGGUGCUCGUCGUGCGAUCCGCGCGAGGUGCGCGGGCCGUGCCGGCGCCGCCGGUCGAACACGCAAGGAGGUGCGCGAUGGUGCGCGGAGCGAUCGUGGUGUUGAGUGCGGGGAGCGUCGCGUCCAGCGCCGGCGCGGUGUUUGUCAGCUCGGGCGACCUGAGCGACCAGUCGGUCCACGUCGGUCACGUGGACGCCAACCCGGCGAACCCGAUGACCGGCGGCGGCUUCGCCAACCCGAACUUCUGGGAGCUCUGGACCUUCACGGUCGACACGCAGAGCGAGGUGACGGUCGACGUCACGCGCCUCGUCAACGAGUUCGACGCCGCCGCGGCCGUCUACAUCGGCGACGCGACGGGCCUGCCCCUGGAUUCGUUCCCGAGCCUGGGCCAGCACGGCGCGCUGCAGACGUUCGCCGGCGGGUUCUCCGACGACAUCGACCCGAACCCGUUCGGGCCGGGCCCGUACUUCGGCGACCCGCGGAUCGAGUUCACGACGCCCGAGCUGGGCGCCCCGCAGGUGUACUCGGUGUUCGUGGUGAACAACGCGGGCGGCUUCCUGCCCGAGGGGUACGACUACGAGAUCUCGGUGACGUACGUGGAGAUCCCGGGCAACGGGAGCGCGGCGCUGAUGGGCCUCGCGGGUCUCGCGGUGCUGCGACGCCGCCACGCCGGGAGCCGGGACGAUGCCCUUGAUCUGGAAGGACGUGAGCGAGCCGGUUCCCUCGUUGAUGAUGAGGUUGUCCAGGCUCACCGUGCCGUUUUCGGCGCGGGUGCGGAGGGCGAGACCGUAGGUCCAGGCGUACUGCGCGGUCUCCGUGGGGGCGGCGGUGGUGGGGCCGAUGUCGAACUCCUGAUCGCCGUUGUUGGCGUUGUUGCCGAUGCGGCCCUGGGCCUCGAACGUGGAGUCGAAGCCGAGCGCGAGAAACUCCGCGUCGGAGUUGAGCUGGGUGUAGAUGAAGCCGGCGUUGGCGGUGGCGCUCCGAUCGCGCCGGGUGAAUUGAAGAACUAUGGAGAGAGCGCGAUGCGGACGCAGUUGAUCUGGAUCGGUAUCGGUGUGUCGAUGGUGUGCGGCGUGUCGAAGGCUGGUGACCUCACCCCGCCGCCCGGCCCGGUCGCGCCGACGAUGCUGACGCUGGACACGGUUGAGCCGCGGACGCCGAUCACGCAGGCGGACCUGCCUCUGACGAUCGCAGACGAGGGGUCGUACUUCCUGGCGGAGAACGUCUUCCCGACGGCGCUGAACCAGCCGUUCAUGAUCCGGAUCGUGUCGGACAACGUGACGCUCGACCUGCGCGGGUUCACGAUUUUGGGCGCGACGGAGGUGACGACGUCGCUGAUCGGUGUGGAGGUGUCCGCCGGCUCGCAGGGCGUGACGAUCCACGACGGGAACAUCUCCGGCGUUCUGAACGAGGGCGUCAACGCGGAGGCCGGCGCCGAGGUCACGCUCCGAGGCCUGAACCUCACGGGGUGCGGGACGGGUGUGUUCCUCGACAGCGGCUCGCUGGUCGAAUCGUGCCGCGCGUCCUCGUGCACGCUCUCGGGCUUCCUGUCCGAGACGGGCGGGAACACCUUCGUGAACUGCCAGGCGGUUUCGAACGGGCAGAGCGGCUUCGCGUUCCGCGACGGGGACUCGGCGCACGGGUGCUCGGCGUACGAGAACGGGGUCGACGGGUUCCAGGGGAACGUGCACACCGUGCUGAUCGGCUGCGCCGCGCGGCUCAACGGACGCGACGGGUUCCUGGCGGGUUUCGCGAGCACGGUCUCGGGGUGCACCUCGACGGGCAACGGGCGGCGUGGCUUCUCCGUGAGCGCGUGCGCCGUGACCGGGUGCGUCGCGGUGAGCAACACCGACGACGGGUUCAACUCGUUCUCCUCGGGCGCGGCGUAUUCCGAGUGCCACGCGAACAGCAACGGCGGCGGCGGCUUCGGCGGCGCGGGCGGCGACUCGUUCCGCGGGUGCACGGCCGUGGGCAACACGCUCAGCGGGAUCGACACGGGCGGCUCGAGCACGGUCACGGGCUGCACCGCGCGGAGCAACGGCGGCGACGGGUUCGUCCUGGGGAGCGGCGACGUGACCGAGUCGAGCAGCGCGAGCAACAACUCGGGCCACGGGUUCAACGUGAGCGGGGCGACCGUCUCGGGGUGUUCCGCGAACAACAACGACACGAGCGGGUUCCGCCUCGCGAGCGUGUCGACGCUGACCGACUGCGUCGCGCGUCAGAACGGCUUCGGCGGGCUCGGGUACGGCUUCCUCGUCGAGGGUUCGAGCAACAUGAUCGCGCGGUGCCGCGCGAACAACAACGACGACGGCGAGUUCCAGAACAACGGCGGCGGGAGCAACCGGAUCGGGACGCUCCGGACGCCGAGAGAGACGAUCAUCGAGCGCGAAGCCGGCGGCGUGCUGUACGUGCGCGUUGUCGCGGGCGACCGCGUCGGUCGCGUCGGCGAGACGAUCGCCUCCAUCCCCAGCGUGGUCUUCGACGCCAAGAAGGCGAGCCUGCGCUCGAUCGUCCUCGAUGUCACCGGGGUGGACGACGCUGCGAGUUAUCGGCUGCUCCCGACCGUCGUGCUCACGUGCCGCGAGGCGAACCGGGCGGGCAUCUCCGUGCGCGUCGUGGCGGGUCAGCACCUGCGUGCGUCGGCGUCGGUGGCGGGGCUGAGCGGGGCGCUGGCGAUCGAGAGAAAGACCCAGAUGCUGAAAUCCGUGCUGCCGCUCGCGCUGUGCCUGUGCGCCUCGACCGCCCUGGCCGGCGACCUCAACCCGCCCCCGGGCCCCGUCGCGCCGACGAUGCUCGCGCUCGACGAGAUCGAGACGUCCAUCCCGAUCAACCAGGAGAACACGCCGGGCGACGCGGACUCGCUCUUCCGGAUCACGAACUCGGGCCGGUACCACCUGACCGGCAACGUGCUCGUCGUCCUCGCGGAGGGCGGGAUCGAGAUCGCGGGCUCGGGGAUCGAGAUCGACCUCCGCGGCUACCGCGUGCAGCUCGGCGCGUCCUCGACCGCGGGCGUCUUCAGCAGCCUCGCCACCGCGACCGACGUGACGAUCCGCAACGGCCGCUUCAUCGGCGGCGGCGGCACCGCGGUGGACCUCUCCCAGGUCGCCAACGCGCGCGUGCAGAGCGUGAUCGUCGAGGGCGCGGGCGGCGACGGCAUCCUCACCGGCGGCUCGGGCGAGGUGGUCGACUGCGAGGUCUCGAACGUCGACGGACGCGGCGUCCGCGUGAGCACGGGCCGCAUCCUUCGGACGAGCGUCGCCAGCGCCGGCCCGUCGCUCCCCUGCUUCGAGCUGGUGUGCUGCGGGACGAUCACCGACUGCGCCGCGACGGGCUCGUCGGGCGACGGCUUCGUGACGGACUCGGACGUCGUCCUCCGCGGUUGCGUCGCGACGGCGACGCGCAACGGCUUCGUGAGCGGCUCCGGCAGCUGCACCUACACGGACUGCAACGCCAACUUCUGUUCGCAGACGGGCUUCUCGAUCGCCGAGGCGGGCAUCGCCCGCUCGUGCGUCGCGCGGAACAACUUCGGCAUCGGGUUCGCCCUCGCGACGGGCGCGACGGCGAGCGGCUGCGUCGCGCGGGAGAACACGCUCAACGGCUUCAACGGCACCUUCAACUGCCGCGUGACGGACUGCGGCGCGAGCGGCAACGGCGGCGAUGGCUUCGCGAUCGGCGAGUCCGGCAUGCUCACCGACUGCACCGCCGACGGCAACGGCAACGACGGCAUCUCCCUCUUCGGCGGCGCCGUCGCCACGCGGUGCUCCUCGCGGAACAACUCCCGCCACGGCAUCCGCCUGGACGAAUCCAACGCGGUGGAGUGCGCCGUCUCGAACAACACGGUCAACGGCAUCGACGCGUCGGACGGCUGCCUGAUCCGGGGGAAUUCCUGCCAAGGGAGCGUCGUGGGGAUCUUCGUCGCGGGCUCGGACAGCCUGAUCGACGAGAACCUCAUCUUCGGGUAUUCGAGCAGGGGCGUCCUGGUCACGGGGUCGAACAACUUCAUCGCGCGCAACGCGUCGACGGGCGGCAUCACCGAGACGUUCGACGUCGCCUCGGGCAACUUCUUCCGCGCCCCGCGCGUCUCCCCCGACACCGCGCUGCCGUGGGACAACAUCCGCCGGCUGCUCGCGGGUGAGCGUGGCGUCGGUGCGCCCCGUCUCGAUGCGGUGCUCGAUCGCGCGGAGACGCCGGCGCACGUCGCGCGGCAGGCCGACCCGCUCGUUCACCACGAGCCCGCACACGCGCUGCUGCUGGUGCGUGCGCCGGCGGACGUGGCGCUUCCGCCGCCAGUGGGCGAAGUACCCGAAGUCCAUGAGGAUCUUCCGCGUGGUGUACGCGAGGGCGCGCAUCACGUCGUCGCUCUCGGUGUCGAGCGAGAAGGUGAGGUCGUCCGCGUAGCGCGUGUACACCGCGCCGAAGCGGCACGCCAGGCCGUUGAGGCGGGCGUCGAGCGUGUAGUUCACGAGGUUCGCCAGGCGCGGGCUCGUCGGCGCGCCCUGCGGCAGUGCGCCGCGGUGCGUCGUGAGCCGCGUCAGCACCCCCGCGGCCUUCUUCGACCACCCGAGGUCGAGGAAGAACCGGUGCACGCGCUGCUCCGUCGUGCUCGGGAAGAAAUCCCGGAUGUCCAUCCGGACGACCACCGCCCGACGACGGUGCGCGUUCGCGUUGUGCACGAUGCUCAGGCCACGCUCGAACCCCACGCAGCACGUGUGCGUCGUCAGGCGUGCCAGAAGCCGCCUGUUGAUCGCCCGCUGCAGCGCCUUGAGCUCGUCGUCGGGCGCCUCGAUCGUGCGCGAGCCGCCGGAGCGCUUCGGGACCGCGAACGUCCGGUACCGCGGCGACACCGUCUCGAGAUCGAGCGCACUCACGCCGAGCCGCUCGGCCAGCUCGUCGAGCGUGCGCCCCUUUUCGCCGAAGACUUUGGAGAGAAAACCCAUGAAAGCGCCCGCCGCCGGGUGAGCGGCGCCGGGGCGGUCCCUGCCGGGAAUGCGAUUCCCGCAUCGCGGUGUCAGAAGAUCCAAUCGGAUCCGGCCGACGAAACAUCGGCCUGUGCUCUGCGUUUGAGCACCACCAGGGAGUGGCCGGAUUCUAAUUCGAUGCCGGAUGAAUCGCGCGACCAACGGGCCCGCGACCACCCGUCCGAUAGCCCGCGCACAUCACCCGUCCCCGGAGCGAAGACCAUGCAGAUCCGAACCGUUCUCGCGUGCGUUGCGUGCUGUGCGUCCGUUGUCACCGCCGGCGACCUGAACCCGCCGCCGGGGCCCGUCGCGCCGACGAUGAAGACGCUCGACGAGAUCGAGCCGUCCACCCCGAUCAACGCGGACACCACGCCGGGCGACGCGGAUUCCAUGUUCCGCAUCACCCAGAGCGGGCGCUACCACCUCACGGGGAAUUCUGUCGCCGAACUCCCCGGCGCGUGGCUCGAGAUCGCGUCCUCAGGCGUCGAGAUCGACCUCCGCGGGCAUGUGGUGGACCUCGGAAUGGCGACGACCUCGGGCAUCUUCGCGAGCGUGCCGACGGCGCGAGACGUGACGGUCCGUAACGGCGCGUUCCGGGGCGGCGGCGGCACCGCGAUCAACCUUCCGGCCGUCGCGAACGUGACGGUCGAGGACAUCGAGAUCGCCGGCGCGGGCGGCUCGGCGGUGCUCCUCGGGCAUUCGAGCGCCGCCACGCGGUGCGUCGUCAACGGGGCGCAGGACGACGGGAUCAGUAUCUCCGGCGGGGGGACCGUUGUGGGCUGCUCGGUCUCGGCCGUCGGCGGCUUCGGCGUGCGCGUGAGCACGGGGCGCAUCCAGGGGUGCGCCGUCGGCAGCGCGGGCACGAGCCCGGGCAGCGACGCGGCGUGCUUCGAGGUGGCCUGCUGCGGGACGGUGGUCGAUUGCCAGGCGCUCGGCGCGCCGGUCACGGGGUUCCGGGCGGGCUCGGACACGUCGAUCGAGCGCUGCAUGGCGACGGGCGUGCUCUACGGGUUCAUCACGGGCGACGGCGGCGUCGUGCGAUCGUGCUCCGCGAGUUUCUGCCAGGUCGACGGGUUCGCCACGAACGGCCCGACACAGUUCGACACGUGCCACGCCCGCACGAACGGCAACUACGGCUUCUCCUGCUUCGACGAGGCGACGUUCGCUGAUUGCUUCGCGGAGGCGAACACCUUCGACGGGUUCAUCGUGCGCGCGCCGGCGUCAUUCCGCGGGUGCAUCGCGCGGGAGAACAGCGGCGAAGGAUUCAACGGUCACACGUCGAGUGUCUUCGAGUCCUGCACGUCGUCGGAGAACACAGGCGCCGGGUUCUCCGCGGGCGAGGGCUCGGCCUUCACGUCCUGCGUGUCGCGAGAGAACGAAGACGGCUUCGUGCUGGCGGCCGAUUCGCUCGCCGACGGCUGCCUCGCCGCGAGCAACGUGAUCGACGGUUUCCGCAUCGUGAGCGGAACCGUCCGCGGGUCCGCCGCGCACGAGAACGGCAACGACGGCAUCGAGGCGGGGAACCUGUCCGUGGUCCGGGACAACACGCUGACGGAGAACGGGCAUCACGGCAUCCUCGUCACCGGGUUCAAUACCGCGGUCGUCGGGAACACGCUCACGCUCAACCCCAUCAGGAUCGAUGGGAGCCAGUGCCGCGUCAUCGGCAAUUCGAUCCUUAUGGGUGUCCUGGACAGCGUCGAGAUCACCGGGACCUCCAACCUGGUGAUCCGGAACGACUGGGACACGUUCAUCACCCACCCGGGCGGGAGCAACGUGGUCCCCGUCGCGGCCGAUCCGGCGACGGCCGGCGCGAACGACAACAUCCA
Messenger RNA from Symbiodinium necroappetens, 10646 nucleotides. NCBI's taxonomy places the organism in Eukaryota, Dinophyceae, Suessiales, Symbiodiniaceae. The record is from the annotation of a GenBank genome assembly.